Mycena indigotica is the source of this 1134-nucleotide messenger RNA. RefSeq names its product CDK-activating kinase assembly factor. The record is from RefSeq and is a predicted model, not a curated record. The coding region runs from base 16 to 1134 and encodes 372 amino acids. Gene Ontology annotation, biological process: positive regulation of cyclin-dependent protein serine/threonine kinase activity; nucleotide-excision repair; regulation of transcription by RNA polymerase II. The transcript is spliced from 5 exons. Gene Ontology annotation, molecular function: cyclin-dependent protein serine/threonine kinase activator activity. Lineage: Eukaryota; Fungi; Basidiomycota; Agaricomycetes; Agaricales; Mycenaceae. Gene Ontology annotation, cellular component: transcription factor TFIIH holo complex.
UUAAACCCGACCAACAUGGCGGCGAAUCGAAUGAAUUUUCUGCAGGGCAAGACGGUCCGAAAGGUCGUCGCUGGUGGACAUUCUCGAUCAUCAUCCACCCCACAGCUCAGCAGCACUUCCACGACCAUAUAUGGCGGUGGAGUUAAAGAUCCUUCAGGUCGAAUCACCGAGUACUCUUCAGAGGAUGACCAGUGUCCAGUAUGCAAGUCGGACAAGUACUUGGAGAAGAAGCUACGCCUCUUGGUUAGCUCCUGCUACCACAAGAUGUGUGAGUCUUGCAUCGACCGUUUGUUUACCCUCGGCCCCGCACCGUGCCCAAUAUGUAACAAAGUUCUCCGCAAGCUCGCCUUCACGCCACAAACCUUUGAAGACCUGGGAGUAGAAAAGGAGAUUGCCAUUCGCCGCCGGAUCGCGAAAGAAUUCAAUAAACAUCUUGAAGACUUUCCUAGUCUGCGCGAGUUCAAUGAUUACCUCGAAGAGGUUGAGGAUAUAACAUUCAAUCUCAUCAACGACAUUGACGUGGUUGGCACAGAAGCUCGUAUUGCGAAGAAUCGAGAAGCCAAUGCUGCCAUCAUCCGCGAAAACGCGCGAAAAGAGGCUCAAUAUGCUCUCACUCUUCAGCAAACGGAAGAAAACGAACGCAAAGAGAGAGAACUACGCGCGGAAGAAUUGAGACGAGAAGAGGAGGAGGAGCGCCAUGCUCGUGAAUCUGGCAAACGAGAAAUCAUAGACAGGUUGGAACGCGCUGACGGGAAGAAUGCGUCCAAGGUCAUACGUGAAACGCGAAAGGCACGUGCCGAAAGAGAGGCAGGCAAGAAAGGCGGCCCGACACAAGGAGCUCUUAUGCGGGCUCGGGUGGCAGCGACAGCAACUGUGGCGGCCAAAGACGUCCCACAUGUUCCAUUCCAAGACGACUAUUACGCGUAUCAAGACCGCUAUCUUCUCCAACCAGUUUAUGUUGACCCAGUCAGCGAGGCUGUCAGGCAGGAUCGCGAAGGCAUAAUGAGAGCAGGCGGAUAUAAGGUUGAAGAGGCAUGGGAAAGAGCAUUACGGUUUGCUGUGGCAGGACUUGAUUUGGCUCCUCUGGGAGACACGAUAGACAAAGGCGGUGAUGUGAUUAUGUCAACAGCGUAA